AUGGACCAGUGGUCUUUGAUGUUUAACCAGGUUAACAUUAAAGGUCAAUAUACCGAGUUAUCGGGCGUUUUGCCUGCGGCUUUAUAUACGCGGUUUCCAGUCUAUCCAGCUUUAUUUUCCUGUGAAGAAAUUGUCAAAGUGGUCUAUCCAGCUUUAUUUUCCUGUGAAGAAAUUGUCAAAGCGAGUAAUGAUGGACCAGUGUUUCCAGUCUAUCCAGCUUUAUUUUCCUGUGAAGAAAUCAUUAAAGCGGGUAAUCAUGAACCAGUGGUCUUUGAAGAGAUCAUUAUACCGAGUUAUAUUGGGAUUAAAGG
Molecule: messenger RNA, 311 nt
Organism: Funneliformis geosporum
Lineage: Eukaryota; Fungi; Glomeromycota; Glomeromycetes; Glomerales; Glomeraceae
Source: the annotation of a GenBank genome assembly